CGUGACAUCAGCGACAAGCGAGGUGCCAUAAGAGGCAGCGCGGUGGGCGGCGCUUCAGACGGCUCCGGCGGUGGGAGCAGCGGCUUGACGUUUGUAGGCAAAGCGGUUAGCGGUUGCGGUGGGAGCCGUAGCGGUGCUACGCGGCCUGAUCGUCUCGCCAUGACCCGUGGGAACCAGCGUGAACUUGCUCGACAAAAGAACCUGAAGAAAACUCAGGAGAUCCACAAAGGCAAAAGGAAAGAAGAUAGCUUGUCUGCUUCUCAGAGGAAACAGAGGGACUCUGAAAUCAUGCAGCAAAAGCAAAAAGCAGCUAAUGAAAGGAAGUCUUUGCAGGCAGGAGCAAAAUGAGCUGCCACUAUGGAGAAGAUAGAGUGCACCGAUGAAGCAGAAGGACUUAGAAGAUCACUCAUAAAAGUGUCCAGCCAUUAAAUGAUUAAACGUUUGUUGUGCAGAGUUGUUCAACUAUCAUUAGAGUGUUUUCUGGUUACCAUAUGCCUAGUUGUCUACAGUGCUCUUUCAAAACUGACUACACUCUUCUGCAUGUCUAUAAAUAAAAGUACCGAGCAAUAGCUUUAUUCUAGCUUUUGCUGCAUUUGUUAGUUUUACUUAAUGGUUCCAGUAACAGAAUUUCUGAAUCUUCAGUUAGACCAGAUUUGGUUGCCUGAAUUUUUGAAAGUACGCUUCAUUCAGAAUGGAACACACUUGUAAAAUGUGCUUAACCUUGCAGAGGUCUGAACUGUAAAACUCAAAAUAUUUUUACAAUAAAAUGUUGCAUGGAA
Messenger RNA from Serinus canaria (Common canary), 779 nucleotides. RefSeq names its product small EDRK-rich factor 1A (gene SERF1A). The transcript is spliced from 3 exons. Bases 160 to 348 code for a protein of 62 amino acids. The record is from RefSeq and is a predicted model, not a curated record. NCBI's taxonomy places the organism in Eukaryota, Metazoa, Chordata, Aves, Passeriformes, Fringillidae.